AUCUCUAAAAUCUGAUUCUCCUCUUCGAUCUCUCUACUCUCACGAGUCUCCAAGUCGUCUCCAAGAGCUUCGAACGGUAUCUAAACUAUCGAGCCUCCAUUAUUUUAAGCUUCGUUGACUGUUACGCCCUUUGCUUUGUGGCUAUACAAAGAUGACAACAAUCGAAAAACUCAAAAAGCCCCCUGCUUCCAAAGGUUCUGUUGCUGCUGCUACUCUCAAGCAGCAAUCAUCAUCGUUUAAAAGGUGGGGAAGAAGACAUCCGUUUGUAAGAUACGGACUUCCGAUGAUAUCUCUCACAGUAUUUGGAGCCCUCGGGCUCAGCCAACUCCUUCAAGGCAGUAAGGAUAUCGCAAAGGUAAAAGAUGAUCAGGAAUGGGAGAUUAUAGAGACAAGAAAGGCGCUUUCGAGGACAGGACCUGUCGAUGCUUAUAAACCUAAAAACACAUCCAUCGAGGAGGAGCUCAAGGCUAUGCAAGAGAAGGUGGAUAUAAACACGUAUGAGUACAAGAAAAUUCCAAAGUUAAACGAAAGCAAGUCGAGUUAAGUGAAGUCUUUUUAAGAAUAACACAUUAUGUAUCAGAAUUUUCUUUUCUUAGAUGUAUUUCAGUUUUAACUUUUCUUAAAUAACUCUUCAGAUAAACGCCCAAAGUAGAAUUUCUGUAAGUUUUGACCUUCCUAAACAAAGAACAGCUGCUGAUAAUAAUACUCGUGUUGAUUUACAACGUCUAAAUAACUAUAAGUUCUCUG
Messenger RNA from Eutrema salsugineum, 747 nucleotides. RefSeq lists its product as uncharacterized. The coding region runs from base 152 to 544 and encodes 130 amino acids. The transcript has 5 exons. The record is from RefSeq and is a predicted model, not a curated record. Lineage: Eukaryota; Viridiplantae; Streptophyta; Magnoliopsida; Brassicales; Brassicaceae. Gene Ontology annotation, cellular component: mitochondrial membrane.